Molecule: messenger RNA, 841 nt
Organism: Andrographis paniculata
Lineage: Eukaryota; Viridiplantae; Streptophyta; Magnoliopsida; Lamiales; Acanthaceae
Exons: 5
Coding region: 166-498 (110 amino acids)
Biological process (GO): negative regulation of apoptotic process; protein stabilization
Source: RefSeq, a predicted model, not a curated record
CUGAUAGUCGUUACCCUUUCCCCUUCACGACUUCGCUCCAGCACGGCGGCGCCGCCUCUCUUCUUCUUCGUAACUUGAUCAGCUGCCGUCGUCUCCAACCGCCUGCAGUCGCAUUAGAAUUAUCUCGUUUUUCAUCAAAACUGCUGGAAUUCACGGUUAAGAGCUAUGGAGGGAGGCGAUGAUGGAGUGGAGAGACUGGUUGACUCUAAAGACAUGCAGCAGCAGAGCAAAGCUCUCGAUAAACUCACCGAUCGGGUUGAGGAUCGGCAACUUGACUCUACUCGAGUCCAGGAGGCUAUGGCUUCCAUUGCUGCUUCAAAAGAAGCCGAUCUUCAAGCUGCCAGAUUGAGGGAGAAAGAGUUGGCUGCUGUUAAGAUUAAUACCGCCGAUGUUGAAAUCAUUGCAAAUGAACUGGAGUUGGACAAGAAAGUCGCCGAAAGGACAUUGAGAGAGCACAAAGGCGACGCAGUUGCAGCCAUUAGAUCAUUGCUUUACUAACAAUCUCGAGCAAAACACGCACAUGGAAUCCAUGUGGAUCUGAGUUUUUGGAAAUUACUUUCGGAUUCUGUGGUUGGUUUGUUAGCAUAAGAACAUCAAACCCGAAAUCUUUUUUCACUUUUUUCCAUUGCAGUGAUGAUUGAGUAGUGUUAAGUUCCAUAAUCCGUAUUCGCUUGAUUAUUGUAUUGAUAUCGGAAGACUAAUCCAUUGCAGGCUGGCCUGUAUCAUCGACAAAGAAUCUCUGUAAGAUUCGAUCGACUUCACAAAGGGAAUAGUUUUGUCUGCUCCAGGUACAUGUUAUAAAACCGUAAAAUUGUUUAUAACUCACGUGUGAUUUGGGAUA